Molecule: messenger RNA, 1636 nt
Organism: Anolis sagrei ordinatus
Lineage: Eukaryota; Metazoa; Chordata; Lepidosauria; Squamata; Anolidae
Product: V-set and immunoglobulin domain-containing protein 8-like
Cellular component (GO): intracellular anatomical structure
Source: RefSeq, a predicted model, not a curated record
AUGGCUGGGGCAUGGCACCUUAAGCUUUUUCUCCUGUGUCUCAUGCCAGCAAUUUUGCCAGCGGUAAGGAUCAAUGCCAAAGGACGGGAAGUGAUUUACUUGGCCAAGGGGCAAUCGGCCAAGUUGGUCUGCCCCUAUGAGCUGGAGGCCCACGAUGACGGUCCGGACAACCUGGACAUUGAAUGGACUCGGAUGAACUCCGAUCCGACCAGUCUAGAUAAUGUGCAGCGUUCUCUGAUUCCUGCCCAGCAGAUCCUCAGUUACCACGACCACAAAGUGAUCUAUCCUGGAAAGCAUUACAUACAACAAAGAGGGAAUUUUGGAGCCCAGGAACAAGCACAGCAUUUAAGCAACUUCAACAUGGCGAAAGAGAGCUCCGUUGGACACCGUCUUGGUCUCGUGCCCGACUGCUGUUCGGGUUUGCAACAGCGAAUCAACUUUGUCGUCCCCGAUCCCAGCCAGUAUGACGCUUCCAUCAACCUGCAAGAUGUUCAGAUUUCUGAUUCCGCAACCUACGAAUGUAAGGUGAAGAAAACCACGCUGGCAAGCCGUAAAGUGACCAUCAUGGUGCUUGAGAGACCAUCUGUUCCCAAAUGUUCAAUUGUGGGCAAAGUCUCUUUGGGACACGAAGUCACCCUCUGCUGUUCCUCGGACGCCGGCAACUCCCCUCUUGCAUACCAAUGGGCCAGAGUGUCCGGUCACCUUCAUGGGAACACCAUAUCUGCUUUUGCGACAAAAGGUGUCAAUCCUGGUGACAUCGUCAUUAAGAACCUCUCGCAUGAACAUGUUGGCCUCUACCAGUGCAGCGUGGCCAACAAGGUUGGAUACAGCCAAUGCGUGCUGGAGAUCAGUCUAGCAGAUGAUUCCAACCAGAUGAUCAUUGUUAUUGGAGUUGUCCUUGGUUCUCUGCUGUUCUUGAUCUUGCUUCUGUGUCUCACUAUGUGGAUUAUUUACUGCGUCCGGAGGAGGAAAUUCAAGGAAGAAGUCAACCAGAUCAGGGUUGACAGCGCUCCUCCGCGGGGAAGAGGUGGGAGGAAAAGCAACAAAAACACACAAAGAGGAAAGUAUGAACCUCCAAAGGAGCAGGAAGCCGUUGAGAUGCUCUGUCCAACAAACCAAGAUCUGAAUUCCAGAAAUGCGGAGAGCGAGGUUCAGAACAAGGGCUCCACGUCUGUCAUUACAAAGGCCAGAGUCCAUUGUCCCCCAGCCAUUCCUUCCUUGGCCUCGUCGCAAUGUCGAGUUCCAGCUCAGUUUCAACUACCCGCUAGCCCUGUAGGAACGGAGAUGUCUACAUCUCAACGGGAUACGGCUCAGGCAAAGCAUGGACCUUCUGAACGAUGUGGGGACAUUCAUACCAUUGUGUCAGCCAGGAGUAGAAAAGAUCUGGUAUUCUAAGUCCCCUUCGUGCAAUGUUUCUCUGCCUUCCUAAUGCCGCGACCCCUUAAUACAGUUCCUCAUGUUGUAGUGACGCCCAACCACAAAAUUAUUUUCAUUGCCACUCCAUAACUGUAAUUUUGCUACUCUUUUGAGUCAUCCUGUAAAUAUGGAGCCCCCGGCAGCGCAGUGCUGGCAGGACUGAAGACCAACAGGUCGCAGGUUCGAAUCCAGGGAGAGCUUGGAUGAGCUCCUUCUGUCA